AGGGACAUCUGACCAUGGGGUGGGGGCUAGGGGAUUGCCCACGACCUCUGGAGACAGAGAGCUGGGACUUGAGACUAGUAGGGCACAUCUGGAUUCCCUUCCUCGUAUGUCCUGUAGUGUGUUAAAAGGAAUUAGGGGUGGAGAAAUUUAAACUGUUAAAGUCUGGACCUGAUUUCUCUCUAGGACCAUGUGGUAUGUGGCUCAUUAGCAAAUCGUAAAACACAUAGGCAUAAACCUGUGUUCUUGAGGGUGGUCUAUGUUUAUGAUCCAGCUAGAAACUGUGUCUGGAUCCCAUGUAUCAUCCUUUCUGUUCCGAGGACCCUCUUUGCCUCUUCCUGCACAUCUAUUUAUGGGAGAAAAUGGAGUUUGGGGUUGCAGUUUAGGGACUGAACUAGCCUCAUGAUCAGUCACAAGGCUGGUUUGGGGGAAGCAUUUGGAGAACUUCUUAUGACUGGACUUACAUCAGGAAUUUAACAAUUGAGACAUAAUAUUCAUCAGGCAUCCCACCAUCUGAAAGUUUUAGUAACAAAAGUCACAUGUGAAUUUGUCAGUGCUUAUGGCGUUGGUUCAAGUGCUGUCAUAAAUAACUAGAAGUUCUGUUUUUGAUUACUUUUAGAAUAGGUUUCAUCUGGACUUCGGGCAUUUCCUUCCUCAGCAAAACCACGUUAGUCUGGGAGAGCUAGUCUCCCACCUUGAAGCAGUGACAACUCUUAGCCAACAAGCUUAUAAAUUACAAGUUAUUUUGGAGCCUAUAGCUUCCUUUACAUACUUUUUUCCAGCCUUUUGUGUUUAUCCCCUCAUCCUUGAUGUGAGGAUCAAAUUCAAAAACAUGUUUCAGAGUUGGAGAGAGAGGUAAUAAGAAAGGGACAGGAAAAGGUCAAUCCCCCAAUAUAAUAAUACAUAGGGAUGCGGAAGACCAGGAAUGUGUCCUGUUUAUCCAUCCAAGAGAAGAUAAGCCCCAAUUUGAGUACUGUGUAUUGAAGUCUCUUGUGUCUGCCCUCGAAGUCAUGUGAAACUAAAUAGCUAGUAUUCCACAUGCACACACAGAAAACUGCAAAUCCUGUGCCUCCAUCCCUCCUCCCUCACCCCCCUUCUCUCAGCAUUUCUAUCUCCGCUUCACUCCCCUAUUCAAAUUUUCCAGCCAGCAGCUAGAGCAGACUUCCGCAAUCCUAGUGGAAUAAAUCCAGCACGGCUGGUCACCCGCCCGCAUUGUCCGCAUUCCCUGCUGAAACGAGCCCAGGGACAGAUCCCGGCAGCAGGAUGUGGGGGCUCAAGGUUCUGCUGCUGCCUAUGGUGAGCUUUGCUUUAUAUCCUGAGGAGAUACCAGACGCCCAGUGGGAACUCUGGAAGAAGAUACACAGGAAGCAGUACAACAGUAAGGUGGAUGAAAUUUCUCGGCGUUUAACUUGGGAAAAAAACCUGAAGCUUAUUUCCAUCCAUAACCUUGAGGCCUCUCUUGGUGUCCAUACGUAUGAAUUGGCCAUGAACCACUUGGGGGACAUGACCAGUGAAGAGGUGGUUCAGCAGAUGACUGGACUCAAAGUACCCCUCUCUCAUUCCUGCAAUAAUGACACCCUGUAUAUCCCAGACUGGGAAGGCAGAGCCCCAGACUCUAUUGAUUAUCGAAAGAAGGGAUAUGUUACUCCUGUCAAAAACCAGGGUCAGUGUGGUUCCUGUUGGGCUUUUAGCUCUGUGGGAGCCCUGGAGGGACAGCUCAAGAAGAAAACUGGCAAACUCUUAAAUCUGAGUCCCCAAAACCUGGUAGACUGUGUAUCGGCAAACGAUGGCUGUGGAGGGGGCUACAUGACCAAUGCCUUCCAAUAUGUGCAGAAGAACCGGGGCAUUGACUCUGAAGACGCCUACCCAUAUGUGGGACAGGAUGAAAGUUGUAUGUAUAGCCCAACAGGCAAGGCAGCUAAGUGCAGAGGGUACAGAGAGAUCCCGGAGGGGAAUGAGAAAGCCCUGAAGAGAGCAGUGGCCCGAGUGGGACCCAUCUCUGUAGCCAUUGAUGCAAGCCUGACCUCCUUCCAGUUUUACAGCAAAGGUGUGUAUUAUGAUGAAAACUGCAAUAGUGAUAAUCUGAACCAUGCGGUUUUGGCCGUGGGAUAUGGGAUCCAGAAGGGGAACAAGCACUGGAUAAUUAAAAACAGCUGGGGAGAAAACUGGGGAAACAAAGGCUAUAUCCUCAUGGCUCGGAAUAAGAACAAUGCUUGUGGCAUUGCCAACCUCGCCAGCUUCCCCAAGAUGUGACAUCAGCAAGCCAACUCCAUCCUGCUCUUCCAUUUCUUCCACGAUGGUGUCAUCUACUAAUGUAUUUUGGAGAGGACUUGGUGUGCCUUUCUUGAAACACGUGUAGUGAUACAGAGAUUGUCCAUUCAUUUUCCCCAUUUGUUUAUGCUUCAAGUGACACUCCUACUUUCCUCCUCUCCACCCAAGGCCUUUAUUUUUCAUUGUGGCUGCAGUAGGAAUUUCUUAAGAGGUAGACUAAGAAAUGUGACCAUAACCUGCCCUGUUUUGUUCUGGGACAGAUGCUAUGCAAAUAAUGGUCAGAGGCUGGAGAUUUUCACAUAAGCUAGAUUCUCAUUCAAAGGGACUAGUUAGCUUAAACCACUCUAGACCACUAAGUUGACAUGACUUUUUAGUCCCCAAGUUCACUCUUAUAUCCUCAAGAUAGAAAUUACUGUUUUCCAUCCCCAUUUCAUGAAUCAAUUCAUAAAUCUUUGGAUAAAAGUUUCCAAGAUACAAGAAAUGUGUUUUCUUUCUUCUUUGCAUUUUUAAAGUAAAGCAGUAUUCAUCUCUUGUCCAUAAUUUAAUAAAUGGCUACCUAGUAAACACUCAUUUUGUGCUGGAUACUGUGCUAGGUAUUGGAGAGGAAAGGUAAAUUAAAGCAUAUUCCUUAUACUUCAUGUGUUCUGUUUCUUUGGAAAGACUGUCAUAUAAACAAUUCAUCCUAAUUCAUUUAUUUGUUCAUUCCUUCAGCCAAUAUUUAUCAAGUUCGUACUUUAUACUAAGAACUAUACUAAAUUUCAGGAUAAAUGAAUAUUUAUCUUAAAUAUUUAAUUAAAUUUUAAAAUUAUCUGUAGGGGGACCAGAUUAAAUGAUAUAACUUGGAUCUUAAAAAAUAUCUCAAGGCUUUUUUAGAGGUUCUACAACCUGAACGUUUACUGUCACCAAAAGAGGAAACUGAAACUCUUUAUAAUGGUUUCCAAGCAAUAUUGUUCUAAAAGAACUUGGCUGGCUAAUAAUAAAUUAGCACAGUCAGUUUCACCAUUUCUCAAAAAAUGUUUAUUGAGCACCUAUUACCACUGUUACCACUAUUGUGAACUCUUACUAUUACCAUUAGUAAGAGUCCACAUUUAUUGAAAGCUUACCAUGUGCCAGGCAAUAUUAUAUUUCUUUUCAUUUUAUUUAUUUAUUUUUUCAGGCACUAUUGUAUUUCAUUCUGUGCAAAAAAUAUUCAUUUUUAUGUGUAAAUAUUUAUUAUCAUGGGGUAAGCAAUAAGGCUAGGGGGAUGAAACAAAUGAGUAAGAUGUGGCCCUGACUUCAAGAAUGUUAUAGACUAAUGACAGAAAUAUAAACUAAGAUAACCAAUCACAAUGAAAUAAAUACUAAUUAUGCAAGCUCAAGAAUAAGUAACUAAUUCUUAAUGGGAUUUGAAAGAUCUGAAUGGGCAGACCAGAGUGGGGUGUCAACUGUGAGAGGUAGGGAUAUCAGGCCAAAAGUUCUGAGUGAACAAAGGCCCUGAGAGCUGUGUGUGUGUGUGAAUGGUGAGGGCAAGGGUGGCUUGAGUAUAGGGUGCAAAGGCAUACAUUGCAGAGCUGAGAUGAGGAAAAUAGGUUGGAGGUGAAUUCUGGAGGGACUUCAAUGAGUCCCAUGUCCCAAGAAGUUCAUACUUUAUUUUGUAGACACCCAGGCAUUUAGUAGGCAUCAAGUAUUUUUAAGCAGGAGAGAGACUCAAUCAGAUCUGUAUUUUAGCAAUAUUCCUCUGCCAAUGGUGUAAAGAACAAAUAACAGAUGAAGAACAAAAUGGAGA
Manis javanica (Malayan pangolin) is the source of this 4033-nucleotide messenger RNA. It is a transcript of the gene CTSK, whose product is annotated as cathepsin K. Gene Ontology annotation, molecular function: cysteine-type peptidase activity. NCBI's taxonomy places the organism in Eukaryota, Metazoa, Chordata, Mammalia, Pholidota, Manidae. Gene Ontology annotation, biological process: proteolysis. The record is from RefSeq and is a predicted model, not a curated record.